GCCUGGACGUCUCUGCGCCUGCGCACCAGCGCCGUGAGGCGGCUGGAAACCCGGCCCGGGGGGAGGGGGGCGGAGGUCAGGCCGAACCUUCCUCCGUAAUAAGAAGCGACGCAGGCCCGCGGUCCUGGCUCCGAGGGGCCGGUGGGAUCGGUCCUGGGCGCUGGAGCUGCUGUGGCUCCCGCCGCGGCGGGUGCGAUGGAGGCCGUGCCGGAGCCCAGUACUCAGGCCGGGGGAGGACGCGCCAGCGCACGGUGCUGGUAGAUGAGGCGGCGGAGGUGGCGGUGUCAGCCCGGGCUCUCCAUGAGCAAGCGGCGGCGGCGACGGGUGCGGCGGCACCGGCGGUUAUCGGUCCCCGGGGAGGAUGAAGACACUGUUUGAAGAGAUCAAAGCAUCAAUUAGAAAUAAUUAUAACCAAGAUCGAUCAUUUUGGAGGCCUGUUCUUCCUUGGGGAGGUGUUUUUACUAUCAAAGCUGGCCGCAAAGCAGUAUCCUGUACACCACUGUAUGUUGAAAUAAGACUGAAAAAUACCUGCACCAUAGAUGGAUUUCUGAUGUUGUUGUAUGUCAUUCUGAAUGAAAAUGAAAAUUUCCCCAGGGAACUCUCUCUUCAUCUCGGUAGAGAGUUUGUAGACUGUUUUCUUCACUUAAUGGACACCUACAGCUUUACAACUGUGAAGCUACUUUGGAUUUGGGACAAGAUGGAAAAACAGCAAUACAAAUCUGAAGUUCACAAAGCAUCAUUAAUAAUUGAUUUAUUUGGGAAUGAGCAUGAUAACUUUACCAAAAAUCUGGAAAACCUUAUGUCUACCAUUCAAGAGAGUUACUGUUCCAACUGGCGAUGCCCAACUCGAGUGCAAGAAGAUCAGCAGCGCACAAUCAACAUAAAUCCUCCCCAAGAAAUUCCACAUGGAAACUUAAUACGACUGGCUGUAGAUGAACUAUUCUGUUCCAAGAUUGAACUGUGUGAAGAGCGUGGUUGUGGUGGCUUAAGAGAAUUUGCCCAGCGAAUUUUCUGUCAUGGGGCACCCCCUUUUGUUGUCUUAAAUAUGCAGCACUGGAAAUCUGAAGAUCUGGCAUAUGUACCCUAUUACUUGGAUUUAUCUGAUCACAAAUAUUUAUUGGAAGGCGCAACAUUAUUUAACAAAGAUGAACAUCAUUAUUCUGCAGCUUUCCAGAUUGAUGGACAUUGGAUGCAUUAUGAUGGCCUCAGAAAUGUGAAUUUAAUUUUGUUAAAUAAACCCCCAGAGUUUCUCCUCUUGUCAUCAUUGGUUUAUAUUCGAGCAGCAGAGAAAUAAAUAUAGACUGAUGCUAAAUUAAAUUGUUUUCCCUCCUACCCAUGCUCCUCCAGAUCUGAAGGGCUUUUAUUUUAUGUACACUUGGUAUCCAAGGAAAUAGUUUAACUAUACUAGUUUCAGAGCUGUAUUUUCCAGUGUUUGACUCCAGGAAAAAAAAUUACAUAGAGGAUCUAUGCAAAAAUAUUUGUAUUUCUUUUUUAUAUAACCUGGGUUAUUUUUAUAUAAACAUAUUUUAUGUUAAUAAAAUAUAUCUUGUG
Ochotona princeps (American pika) is the source of this 1551-nucleotide messenger RNA. RefSeq names its product chromosome 6 C14orf28 homolog (gene DORIP1). The coding region runs from base 362 to 1294 and encodes 310 amino acids. The transcript has 5 exons. The record is from RefSeq and is a predicted model, not a curated record. Lineage: Eukaryota; Metazoa; Chordata; Mammalia; Lagomorpha; Ochotonidae.